Molecule: messenger RNA, 4623 nt
Organism: Fusarium coffeatum
Lineage: Eukaryota; Fungi; Ascomycota; Sordariomycetes; Hypocreales; Nectriaceae
Exons: 4
Coding region: 1-4623 (1540 amino acids)
Source: RefSeq, a predicted model, not a curated record
AUGUCGACUUCAUCUGAACCAGGAACUCGCGGCAAUCUUACCAUUGAGCAGAAGCGCAGUCUGCAGGAAGCUUGGGUUCAUCUGCUUCGCCUCUCUGGGCAGAAUGGUUCUCAUGAUGCACCCGAAAGGACGGGUGACUUUCUUCAUCAUCUGAAGAAUAAGUCGCCAGAGCACUUCAGUCACAGUCUCUGGGAGACCUUCCUAGCUGAUCAUCCCGACACCACUAUUCUUCGCUUCCUCCGCGCUAGAGACUUCGACGUCAUUAAAGCCGUUGAGAUGUUCGUCUCCUCCAUCAACUGGCGCGAGGAGCGACAAGUCCAAAAGACCAUCAUCGCCGGCGGUGAAGCAGUCGGUCUCAGGACGGACCUUACGUCUGACGAUGAAGCUUUCAUGGCGCAGUAUCGCUCUGGGAAGAGCUAUGUGAGAGGCACGGACAAGGACGACCAUCCAGUUUAUGUCAUCAGGGUCCGAUACCAUGAUCCUCAUAAGCAAACCGCUGAAGCUAUGGAGACGUAUGUCUUGCAUAAUAUUGAGACACUGAGGAUGAUGGCGCGAGAGCCUAAGGAUAAGGUCUGCCUCAUUUUUGAUCUCACUAGCUUUGGGCUUCGGAAUAUGGACUUUCAUGUCAUCAAGUUUCUGAUUGACGUUUUGGAGACGAGAUAUCCCGAGACUUUGGGUGUUGUUCUUGUUCACAACGCGCCAUUUGUAUUUUGGGGCGUUUGGACCGUCAUCAAGCACUGGCUAGACCCAGUCGUCGCAUCAAAGAUCCACUUCACAAACGGCACAAAGGGUCUCCUCAAGUUCAUACCCAAGAGCAACCUGCAGAAGUCCUACGGCGGUGAAGACCCUUGGGAGUACAAAUACGUCGACCCAGUGCCUGGUGAAAACGAGCGCAUGCAGUCAGAAGAGAAGAAGACCAAGAUCCAGCUUGAGCGACAAGAGUUGAUUGACCAAUUCACUCAAUUGACUACAGAAUGGAUUGCUACAGAGGGAGAUGCAGAGGUGGGCGCAAGACGCGAUGAGUUGGCCCAAUUGCUUCAGCUCAAUUACUGGAAGCUUGAUCCGACCGUGUCUUCACCUGAACUUUCUGGUGAACUUGUUCAGCUUUUGGAGAAGCAUAAUCUUGCGCUUGUUCCUAGAUCUGAACUUACGGAUGCGCUCAAGGAGUUGAAUACUUUGCUCAAGAGCAAUGCGAUUCCUAGAGCGCCUGUUCUUGUUAGACGACAGAAUGGCACGGCUAAGGCUGGGUCAAAGUCUGGGGACUCGGAUGAUGAUUCAGAUGAUGGCAGCUCUAGAAUCGCGGCCAUUCCAGGGCUAGAUGGUCUUGGAGAUCUGGGCGAUGGUCUCAAGGGUCUCACUGGUGCCCUGGGAGAUGUCAAAGACCUCUUCAAAGCUUUAGGUGAUCUCCUCUCGCCAGAGUUUCUCCAGGCUUUCCAUGAUGCCAUGGUAUAUCUCGCCGCAACACUCAAACCACCCGCGCCAAACCAAGUCAGAAACCUUCUCGCCAAGGCCGGACCACUCCUCGACCUGGUCGGCGAACUCAACCUGAAAGAUCUCGUCAAAGAGAUCCAAGGCGUCGACAUCGCUGGCAUUGUAUCCAAGGUUCUCAAACUCCUCACAGACGACAACCUCAAGAACAUCAACGGUCUUCUCAACAACGGCGCAACCCUCCUCACGCCCGAGUUUGUCAAACAGACCAAGGGCCUUAUCGGCGACGUCGCGCCUGUUCUCGACGAGGUCGCUCCCCUUCUCAAGAAACUCACCAAACUUGACAUUGAGGGCAUCCUCACAGCUCUAGACCCCCUCCUCAAGAAGGAGUCUAUCCAGGGCAUUGUUACUCUUCUUAAGAACGCUGGCGAUCUCUUGACAGCCAAGACUGUUGAUGAGAUCCAGGAUCUUCUUGGUGAAGUCAGCCCCAUCAUCAAGGACAUCACACCUCUUCUCAAGCAACUCACCAAACUCAACCUUGAAGAAGUCUUGAAAGCACUGCAGCCGCUUCUCAAGGAUGAUUCCAUCAAGGGUAUAUUGAGUCUGUUGAAAAAUGCGGAAAGUCUUUUGACGCCCAAGUUUGUCGAUCAGACUCAGGAUCUUAUCGGUGCUGCGUCACCUUUGAUCUCUAAGCUCGACGACGUUGAUCUGAAGGGUGUUCUCGACGCUCUAAGCCCCAUUCUUAAGAAGGAUGCUAUCCAAGGUCUCGUUGGACUGCUCAACAAUGCAGAAGACCUCCUGACCAAGGAAACCGUGAAGAGCAUCAAGACACUCCUCACUGAAGCAUCACCGCUGAUCGAGAAGUUGUCUGAUGUUGACCUCAAGGGUGUCUUGGAUGCCUUGAGCCCGAUCCUGAAGAAGGAAGCUAUCCAGGGUCUUGUCCAGCUUUUGAAUAACGCUGAGGACUUAUUGUCCAAGGACACUGUCAAGGCUAUCAAGGUUCUGCUCAAACAGGCGUCGCCGCUGAUUGACAAACUAGGCGACAUUGAUCUCAAGGGUUUGUUGGAUGCUCUUAGUCCCCUUCUCAAGAAGGAAGCUAUCCAAGGCCUGGUCGGCCUGCUUGGUAAUGCCGAGGACUUGUUGUCGAAGGAGACGGUCAAAAGUAUCAAGGUAUUACUCAAGCAAGCAUCACCUCUGAUUGACAAGCUUGGCGACCUUGAUAUCAAGGGCAUACUGGAUGCCUUAAGUCCUCUCCUGAAGAAGGAUGCCAUCCAGGGUCUAGUGGGAUUGCUCAACAACGCUGAAGACCUGCUCUCUAAGGAGACGGUCAAGAACAUCAAGACUCUCCUCCAGAGCGCUGGACCGUUGAUCAACAGCCUUGGCAAGAUCGACUUGGCCGGUGUUCUCGACUCGUUACGACCUUUGCUGACCAAGGACUCUGUCAAGGGUCUGGUCAGCCUUCUUGGUAACGCCGAGAACUUGCUCACGAAGGAUUUCGUGUCUCAGACCAAGUCGCUUAUUUCCAAGGCAUCACCUCUUCUCGACAGCCUUGAUGACGCCGACAUCAAGGGUCUACUGGACCAAGUUGGUCCUCUUCUGAAGGAAGUUGGCAAGCUGAAGCUCGAAGACAUUCUUAGCGCAGUGCGACCGCUGCUCACGAAGAACUCUAUCAACGGUAUCAUUGGUCUGCUCAAUAAUGCGGAGAAUCUUCUUACCAAGGACUUUGUUUCGCAGACUAAACUGUUGAUCGCCAAGGCUGCACCUUUGCUGAGCAGCUUGGACAAGGCAGACCUCAAGGGCUUGCUCGACCAAGUCGGUCCUUUGCUGAAACAAGUCGGCAAACUGAAGCUUGAUGAGAUUCUGGCUGCUGUUCAGCCUCUCCUCACCAAGGACUCUAUCAAGGGUAUUGUUGGAUUGCUUGACAACGCCGAGGACCUUCUUACCAAGGACUUUGUUUCCCAAACAAAGGGUCUCAUCUCCAAGGCUUCGCCACUCCUUACGAGCCUUUCCAAGUUGGAUCUUGAGGACCUGUUGGAUCAAGUUGGUCCACUUCUCAAGAUGCUCGGCAAGCUGGAUCUCGAAGGUCUCCUCAGCGCCGUGGCACCGUUACUCACGAAGGACUCUGUCAAGGGUAUCGUGGGACUCCUGGGUAACGCAGAGGACUUGUUGACGAGUAAAUUCGUCAAUGAGACUCAGACGCUUAUCACCGGUGCUGUACCUUUGAUCUCCUCGCUCAGUGAAGCGGACCUUCCUGAUCUCAUCGACCAAGUCUCGCCUUUGCUGAAAGAACUUGGCAAGAUCGAUCUUGGUAAACUCAUCAAGAAACUCGCGCCAUUGCUCGAUGAGAUUGCCGAUGUCGACAUCAAGGGCCUACUCGACGCCGUUGCGCCUUUACUUUCACCAAAGGGUAUUAAGGGCAUCAUUGGUCUUCUUGGCAAUGCAGAGGAUCUGCUCACGCCCAAGUUCGUCAACCAAACGCAGACCCUCAUCGGUGAUGCUGUACCUUUGGUGUCGGCUCUGGGCGACAUCGAUCUUAAGAAGCUCAUCAAACAACUCUCGCCUCUUCUCGAAGCGUUGGGCGAGAUUGACUUUGGCGAUUUGAUCAAGAAGGUCAAGCCUCUUCUUAAUGCGCUCUCGAAGAUUGAUCUCGCUAAGCUGAUUAGCAAGAUCAUGCCGCUACUAGAUUCUCUAGAUGACAUUGAUCUCGAAGGCUUAAUUGAAGCAAUCAAACCUUUGUUAACGCCCAAGUCUGUCAAGGGAAUUGUCGGAUUAGUUGACAACGCGGGAGAUCUUCUCAGCGACAAAUUCGUCAACCAAACCCACACCCUUAUCUCAGGCGCAGUACCACUGAUCGAAGUCCUGAACAAGGUCGAUCUAGAAAGUCUCUUCGAAAUCAUCGAGCCUAUCCUCGAAGAGCUCGAUGGCCUUGACCUUUCUGGCCUCGUCGACGCGAUCAAGCCUCUGCUCAAUGCACUGAAGAAGAUUGACAUCAAGGGCAUAAUCGACCAGAUCAUGCCAUUCCUCACGCCUAACACUAUCAAGGGCUUGAUAUCGCUGGUUGGCAAUGCGGAGAAUUUGCUUAGCAAGACUUUUGUGAAUCAAGUAUCGGAACUCAUUGGAGAUGCGACACCGCUUGUUGCCACUGUUGCGGAUUUAGUACAUGCUAUUCUGAAGGAGCUUAUGGGUCGGACGUAA